UGAUAGAUCGAAGCUUAGAAAAUGAAACAAUGGGUAGAUCGUUUCCUAUAAUUUCUCUUUCAACAAUAAUAUUAGUUAAUAAAGAAAUACUUUCAGACAUAGAAAGGCUAUCAUCCUCUCUAUGUCUUUUUAAUCCUCUCUCAUAUUCUAUAACCACUGCAAAUCACGGAAUUUUCAGGAUUCAAUCUGGAGUUUGUCAAUUGUUUCGUGAAUUUCUUUUAUCAAAGUCAUUUAUCGAAAUUCAUACUCCGAAGAUACUUGGUGCAUCUAGUGAAGGCGGUGCAAAUGUGUUCGAAAUAAAGUAUUUCAAAGGCAACGCAUAUUUGGCUCAAUCACCUCAAUUAUAUAAACAAAUGUGUAUUUGUUGCGACUUUGAACGUGUAUUUGAAAUUGCUCCUGUAUUUCGUGCCGAAGACUCCAACACACAUCGCCAUAUGACAGAGUUCGUCGGUCUUGAUUUGGAGAUGGCCUUUGAGGAGCAUUAUCAUGAAGUACUUGAUAUCCUCGAUGAACUAUUUGUUUUCAUUUUUGAUGGUUUAAAGACUAGGUUUGCUUCUGAAAUUGAGACGGUAAAACGACAAUAUCCAUCAGCGAACUUUGAAUACCUUCCAAAAACAUUAAGAUUGGAUUUUAAAGAGGCCGUUCAAUUAUUAAGAGAUCAUGAAAAACUUCUUGGCAAAUUGGUCAAAGAGAAAUACAACACCGAUUUUUAUAUGCUCGAUAAAUACCCAUUGGUAGUUCGCCCGUUUUAUACAAUGCCAGAUCCUAAUGAUCAGAACUAUUCAAAUUCUUACGACUUUUUCAUGCGUGGACAAGAAAUUCUUUCAGGUGCACAACGUGUUCACGAUCCUACAUUAUUAGAGGAGCGUGCCAAAGCACAUGGCAUCAAUUUACGUUCAAUUCAACCUUAUGUUGAUUCAUUUAAAAGAGGUGCGCCACCCCAUGCUGGCGGUGGUAUAGGUUUAGAACGAGUGGUGAUGCUUUACCUAAAUCUAGAUGACAUACGUAGAUGUUCAUUAUUCCCUCGUGAUCCAAAACGACUUGAACCCUAA
Racocetra persica is the source of this 1052-nucleotide messenger RNA. The record is from the annotation of a GenBank genome assembly. Lineage: Eukaryota; Fungi; Glomeromycota; Glomeromycetes; Diversisporales; Gigasporaceae.